AUGCCGGUCAGAGAGGGAUUUACCACUGAUCAACUUGAAGAACUUGCGAAGUUGGGCUUGCAGAAACACUUGGGUUUAUAUAUUGGUCCUUUCAUUCUAGGUUUCGCAUUGGACUCAAUGUUGUUCGGAUGUCUGGUACAGCAAACAAUAUGGAAUCUGAUAUGGUGUCCAAAAGAUAGAUUAUUCAUAAGGAUUAUACUAUUUUCAACAAUCAUUUUAUCGUUCAUAACGACGAUAUUUAUAGAUGUUUUCAUGUUCCACAACUUCGCUAGUGGAUUUGGGAAUUGGUAUAGGAUAGUAGAAGUAGAGUAUGUUAUAUGGUUUCCGAUCCUGGAUGCAGCAACUGUUACUCUUGUACAGAUUUUUUACCUAGAGAGAGCGUAUCGUUUGCACGAUAGAGCCAAGUGGGUACCAAUCACUGUUUUACCUUUCAUUCUCACGGCAGUUUCUGGAGCAUUAGGAUCUACCAUCAUGGGUUCUCGAAUUCCUGAUACAUACUCAAUCAAAAUCACUUACCCGCCAUUUUACACUUGGAUCGGAUCUACCUUACUAGUCGAUUUGUAUAUCACAUUCAUCAUCUCUUAUAAACUCAUAAAGUCGAGGACUGGAUGGUCAGAAACCGAUUUGAUGAUCAACAAGUUAAUUGCGGUAUCCGUCGAAACUCAAUUACCAUCUUUGAUAAUAGCUGUAGCAUUUAUGGUUUCUUAUGGUAUCAAACCGGAUUCGGGAGUAAACAUCUUCUUCGAAAUAUUCCACCCCAAGGUGCAUGUUGUCGGUCUAUUAACCGUUCUCAAUUCACGUAAUGACAUGAGGAAUAAGAUGAAAAGUGGGACAAGUAACUUGAUUGAAAAUACGUAUAACAAAAGGAAUAACAACACUGGUCCUAUACCAAGUGGGAUCGGGUAUGAAGCAGGAGCAGGAGCAGGAGCAGGAGCAGGAGCAGGAGCGGAUGCUCAUCAACAUACUGUCAUACUUGACAACGGCGAUAUCGUACCUCGUUUAGGAACGAUUAUGCGUCCUUCAAUGGAUACUGCAAUUGGAUCAUCAUCAUAUUCGUCACCAUAUUACAAAUCCUCUGAAAAAGGUUUCCUUUCGCCUUCGCCCUCACCUUCGCCUUCACCAUCACCGACACCGACACCAACCCCAUCCCCUGAUGAUUCGAUGUACGACAAAGGAUUGAGACCCGACACCACCAAUGGUCCAACGGGAAGUGAGAUUGAUCUGAAAGAUGCUUUGAAUCUCGGGGGAUCUCCAAGAGAAUUUUGA
Messenger RNA from Kwoniella shivajii, 1266 nucleotides. RefSeq lists its product as uncharacterized. The record is from RefSeq and is a predicted model, not a curated record. NCBI's taxonomy places the organism in Eukaryota, Fungi, Basidiomycota, Tremellomycetes, Tremellales, Cryptococcaceae. The coding region runs from base 1 to 1266 and encodes 421 amino acids. The transcript is spliced from 10 exons.